This is a messenger RNA of Trametes versicolor FP-101664 SS1, 819 nucleotides long. RefSeq lists its product as uncharacterized. The transcript has 4 exons. The coding region runs from base 63 to 686 and encodes 207 amino acids. NCBI's taxonomy places the organism in Eukaryota, Fungi, Basidiomycota, Agaricomycetes, Polyporales, Polyporaceae. The record is from RefSeq and is a predicted model, not a curated record.
GCCAUGUAGAUCUUUUCCGGGUCCCGGAUGCGGAUGGGCAACAAGACACGUUCGUAUCACGUAUGCCACCUCAAGCCCCAAACCUCGGUCCUCCUUCGGGUGUCGCCGGGGUCAAUGUCCGCUCGACGUUCACCCCGGGACAAACCGAAGACGCCGUGCCGUCUUCCAACUCUCCCUCGCUGCGGGGCGGUGCCCAGAUUGUCAACUCUACCCAUGCUCUGCUCGACGACGACGUGAUCGCAUGGUUCGGGUCUUUCCCCAUCCGUGAAAGCUCCAGAUGCACCGACAUGCUCUCCGGCGCGACCUUCACGCAAGCGGAGAGCGGGGAGCACCACGGCAGGCCGGCGACCAUGUUCAUCUUCUUCGACCUGGCCGUCCAGAGCGAGGGUACCUUCGUCCUCCGAUACCGCGUCGCCGAAAUGGACGUUCACCCCUCGCAGCCGCUUCUCUUCAGCACCGUCGCCGAGUGCUACGGCGAGCCCUUCAAGAUUUCCUCUGCUGGGGAACACUCCGGCCGACGUGCUUCCGAGUCUAACCCAGUUGCGCAGCACCUCGCCCUGCACGGCAUCAGCGUCAAGACGCUUCAGGACGAGCCUCACGGAUACGAAAGGGUGUCCACGCCUAAGGGGCCGCUACACUCGAGCGGGGCACCGUCUGCUACAGCGCACAUCUCCGCGCGGCUGUGAAUGAUGUCGGGCGGGUUCGAGUUCACACACCGGGGGUCCGUAUCGGCCCUCGACGCCAGUAGCAUCCGGGGCACCAGUUCAAUGUUUGGCGUUUUUCACGUAUGUUGGCGGAAGUGAUACAAUGAGGUUUCAU